Molecule: messenger RNA, 2181 nt
Organism: Truncatella angustata
Lineage: Eukaryota; Fungi; Ascomycota; Sordariomycetes; Amphisphaeriales; Sporocadaceae
Product: concanavalin A-like lectin/glucanase domain-containing protein
Exons: 2
Coding region: 414-1751 (445 amino acids)
Biological process (GO): endoplasmic reticulum to Golgi vesicle-mediated transport; endoplasmic reticulum organization; Golgi organization
Cellular component (GO): COPII-coated ER to Golgi transport vesicle; endoplasmic reticulum-Golgi intermediate compartment; Golgi membrane
Molecular function (GO): D-mannose binding
Source: RefSeq, a predicted model, not a curated record
GCACCACAAGCUUUCCCCAGAAAGAACGAGUCUUCCUCGGAGGGGGGCGCAUGGGAGAUGGGCAUGCCUGUCUGAUGUGCAUCCAAGACCCCUGCCUCUGGGCCUGCUUGGGCCUGCUUGGGCCUGCUGGCCCCUACUCGUACACCAACGCUGGGAUCCGGCCCGCAUUGAGCUUCACCACCGUCCCCGGUUUUGGAGACAAAGUGUCCUCAGCUUCAGAUACAGCAAAUCCACCACGAGCGCAAGGAGCAAGUCGUGUAGAAUUUGUGCGACGGUUUCACUGUCUUUUUUCUUCUUUCUUCUUUCUCUUUUCUUCUUCUUCGCACAUCACAAAAUCUCGCGCUUGUCAGUUCAUCUCAUUUGCAGCUUCCGCCUAGCUUUUUUGUUCCCUAGUCCUUGUCCAAAGCAUAGAGAUGCGCUUCUCCCGCCCGGCAUCGCUAGCCGGAUUGCUUGCUGGAAUUUCCGUCGCUGAAGCUCAAGCUCAGUUUCUAGUAGAUCAACUCAGUUUCGGCUAUACUGGCAGGAUAAAUGACAAAGGCCAACAAACAGUUCCUCAAUUCUCCUUGCAAGGAGAGCCCAACACACCAGAGAUCCUUUCCAAUAAAAUCAUUCUCACACAGCCGUCGCCAGGCAAUGCUAGAGGCGCGGUUUGGGGCGACAACCCGAACAAGUACAAAGAAUGGGUAGCAGACGUUGAUUUUCGUGUCAACGGCCCCGAAAGAGCCGGCGGUAACCUCAACAUCUGGCUGGCGCGCCGUGGCCCCCAAGAAGUUGGCACAGCGAGUAUAUACAAGGUCGGACGUUUCGAUGGCUUGGCCUUGGUCAUUGAUCGUUCUGGCGGAGGUGCUGGCAUGAUUCGUGGCUUCCUGAAUGAUGGCACCACAGACUACAGCAACCAUCACAGCGUCGACAGUCUGGCCUUUGGCCACUGCGAUUAUAGUUACCGCAAUCUUGGCCGGCCCUCCCAGAUCAAGUUGCGUCAAACUGUGAGUAACUUCCGUGUUGACGUCGACGGCCAGCUCUGCUUCGAGAGCAGCAACAUUCAAAUCCCCCCGGGAUACAAUUUCGGCCUCACUGCUGCCAGUGCCGAGAACCCAGACUCCUUCGAGAUUUUCAAGUUCGUCGUCAUGACCGAGGACCUCAACAAGCAGCACGAAGCGCCACCCCAGCAACAGCUCAACUCCCAGGAGCAACAGCAGAACACUUGGACCAAUCCGGGUGGUCACGGCUACGAAAAGAACAUGCGUUUUGAUGACAGUGCAUGGGAGCAGGACAUUGCCGAUGCCACUGCCGACUCUAUCACCAGCUCCAAGGCCCAGUUCUCCGAUUUACAUAAUCGCUUACAAAGUGUAAACCACCAUCUCUCAACAAUCUUCCGAAAAGUAGCAACGCAAGACAGCAUUGGGGAGAGGCGCCACGAGGAAACCUCGACCGCAAUCAAUGAGAUCAAAGGCCUGUUAGACAGGCUAGAGAAGCUGAACAAGAUUGAUGGCCUGCAAGGCCAGAUUGUGUCCCUGGAGCGGGAGAUCAAGACAAUCAAACAGGACACAGCCAACAAGGUCAAGGACUCGGAGAAUGCAAUCAAGAAGUUGCUCGGCACUUCUCAUGGCGAUAUGCUCUUGCAUGUUGCUGAAAAGACCCAGCCCACCCACGGAAAGUUGAUCUUCGUCAUUAUCGGGAGUCAAAUUGUAUUGGUGGCUGCAUAUAUUUGGUACGAGCGCAAGAAGACGUCGCCCAAGAAGUACCUGUAGUGCGGUUGUGAUGUGGGAAUGGCUACGAAGCCACCACCAAAGGGUCAGCGUACAUCAUUAUCUGUUCAAAAUCAUAGCGCUUAUGAUAUUUUCGAGGCAUCUAGGGCAUUGCAAUAUGCGACAUGGAAUUUAGUUGGUGAAUUGCUUGCGACUAUGUGCCACGUGCGGGCCAGAACUUGAUUUGCCAAAGUUGAGAACGAGCACCUGGCCCCAUGCCCAGAUAUAUGUGCGCGUCUCAAUACUUUGGCUAACAAUCCUACCGCUUCGCAUCUAAGUCAGGCCGAGGCAGACGUGUCGUUCAAAUCACGAUCGAAGCUCAAGGAGCAAAUUAACAAUAGCAUUAACAUCCUACACAAUAGAGCUUAAGCCAGGGUGGUGAGACCAUGACGUGACUAGACGACUACUUUAUUCAUGCGCGAUACUAACAAUG